GGAGCGGGUUCGGUUUGGAGCUGGCGCCGUAAGACUCGGACGGUGGCGUUAACUCUUCACCAUACCUCUCCUGCGUCCCUCCUCGCGGGUUUGAGUCAUGUCGCUCGCCAAGGUGAAAGUGGAGAAGGCUGAUCUGGAAGCAGAGGUUGCACGCAGCCGCCUGGAUGCCGUCCUACAGGGUCUCCUAGACCGGACCGAUGUAGACCGGGAGCAGAUGGAGGAUGAUUCCGGGAAAACCUCUACAGAACCGCAUUGCAAAGAUUCCCCAAGCGCCGCCGGGAAAAGGCCCUCUGCGAGGCUUUCUCACCACCGUCGCAAGAAAAGAAAGGAGGAAGACGGAGUAAUAGAAGGAGGCCAACCCAAAGCCAACACAUUCAUCAUCCGCCUUUUUGAUCGAAGCGUAGACCUGGCUCAGUUUUCCGAGGACACCCCUCUGUACCCGGUGUGCCGCGCAUGGCUCCGAAAUACCCCUACGGCAAGAGCGGCUGAGCGGCCACAAACUCCACCGGCGGAAGAGAUUGAAGGAGUUAAUGGGAACGAUGAGAAUGUGUACCGGCUACCUCCACCCUUGCCUUGCCCAGUGACAGACGGAGGAGAGCCGGUGAACCUAAGGAUACCCCUCCACCUUCCCACAGAAGAGGAACCCCUAAAUCUGAAUAAUGAGACAACACCCAGUAUGUCCUCCCUCAUUUCCAAGAACAUGGACCGAUGGAAGAAAAUCCGCCAGAGGUGGAAGGACUCCUCUUACCGCAACCAACAACGCUACGCGCAGAGCAUGAAGAUCCUGAAGGAGAUGUAUGAACGUCAGUGAGAGGCGCGUACGGCAGCUCCGGGUUAUCCACUAAACGCCUAUCAGCUGCCGGUACCUCAGAGACGCGAGGCUUUCGUAUUUUACCCAUUUAUGCGGCUGCGUUACACACGUCUCCGUUUCCUUUUUUUUUGGGUUAUAUACGCCUGGGUACCCAAGGACAUUUUUAAAAGAAAUUUUUUAACUUAGCCUGGAUGAAUACUUAGUAGCGAUCACGUUAUCUUCCCGGGCCCUUGUUUAAAUCCCGAAUAUUUUAAGUCGUUUUUAAUUUGCAAUUUGUCAUUUUUGUAUGUUUUAUUGUUUGACAUUAGAAGAUACUUAUUGUUAGGAGAUUUUAAUUGCAAUAAAAAUUGUCUUUUUA
Molecule: messenger RNA, 1169 nt
Organism: Spea bombifrons (plains spadefoot toad)
Lineage: Eukaryota; Metazoa; Chordata; Amphibia; Anura; Pelobatidae
Gene: LIN37
Product: lin-37 DREAM MuvB core complex component
Exons: 10
Coding region: 98-811 (237 amino acids)
Biological process (GO): negative regulation of transcription by RNA polymerase II
Cellular component (GO): Myb complex; transcription repressor complex
Source: RefSeq, a predicted model, not a curated record